AAGAGGUUACGGCAAAACAAGCACAUGUGAGAAGUACAUCGUGAGACGCCGACAAUUACCUAUUUAUCUCAGUUUUCGUGAGGGGUGUGCGGUAUGGAAAAAACGGGCCACUACCCUCCACCGAACUUCGACUGCCCUCCGCCGAACUCCAUCCAACUGUCAUGGCCGCAGCAGCAACCGCCCCGUACAAACAACUUCCAUGCCAGCAUGUGGACUUGGAGUGAGGGACCCUCCGAGUCCGGCUGGUGGAACCACGGCGUAGCGACGGGAAACUCUGGGUCUCCAUAUUCAUAUGGACAGAGUUCUGGUCGUGAAUGGUAUCAAGCUGGAUGUCAAGGUUACAGACCAGCAGGAAACUGUGGAAAAAAGCAUCAAAACAAGCGAGAACCUGAGUUUUUGCAUUUUUGUGACACCUGUGACCGAGGUUUCAAAAACCGGCAGAAGUAUGAGGAGCACGUAGCUCAACAUGUCAAGUGUUCUGUGCCAGACUGCAGCUUCACGGCUCAUGAAAAAAUAGUCAGCAUCCAUUGGAAAAAUACCCAUGCACCAGGAAUGAAAAGAAUCAAGCUGGACACACCUGAAGAGAUUGCAAAGUGGAGAGAGGAAAGACGCAGGAACUAUCCAACUGCGGAGCAUGUUGAAAGAAAGAAAAAACUGAUGGCAGGGCGAGAGAGGACUGGAGCGGUUCUGGAGACGGCUCAGUUUGGACGAAUGAGAGGCAGAGGACGUGGGAGAGGAAACUGGCGUGGAAGAGGAAACUGGCGUGGGAGAGUUCAUCAUGGGUUCCGGGGGCAGCAUCCCAAAAGUCCGUUGGACAGUGGCGCUGCAGCAGAUAGACUGCCACCCCUCACACAGCCCGGCCGGGAUUGCGACCCACUGGGCGCGUUGGCCAAAAGUGACAAUGAUUCCGACAAAGACGAUGCAGCGGCUGACUCCAGGGGCGCUGGUCUCGUUGUGGUCCCGAAGCAGAUGAGCUCAGCUCUGGGGUCCCUUGUGGCCAACUACGGCUCCAUGAGUGAGAGUGAAAGUGAUGAUGGACCACACGUUUCCGGUAUGCAAAGAACCAAAGAACUGCUCCAAGAAAAGACGGUUUUGCUAAGCCAAGAAGUACAAGCAUCCGGGGCCUCCCAUGGCUGGUCUGCCCGGAAUACACCCAACAACCCAAGAGGACGAAGAGAGAGAGGAGGUAAAGGAGGAAGGCGCGGCCGGGGUGGACACAAUGACAUGCUGCAGAAACGGCAACCCACUCUCCUUGAAAUGCUCCUCGCCCCAGAUAUCCGCCAUGAGAGGAACGUCCUCCUGCAGUGUGUUCGAUAUGUGGUCCAAAACAACUUCUUUAAGCCAGAGGUCAAACCUCAAGUAAAGCCGGGGAUUGACAUGAGGCCAGAAGUUCUGAAUGGAAAGCCAUCAGUGGAAGGCUGGACUUUGUCUACCUCUUCGGUUGCUGGUGAGAGAUGUUCUGUCAACGGUGUGACCGCAUCUCACUUGAGCCGCCACUAG
Dunckerocampus dactyliophorus (ringed pipefish) is the source of this 1500-nucleotide messenger RNA. RefSeq names its product nuclear FMR1 interacting protein 1 (gene nufip1). Lineage: Eukaryota; Metazoa; Chordata; Actinopteri; Syngnathiformes; Syngnathidae. Gene Ontology annotation, biological process: box C/D snoRNP assembly. The coding region runs from base 94 to 1500 and encodes 468 amino acids. Gene Ontology annotation, molecular function: RNA binding. The record is from RefSeq and is a predicted model, not a curated record. The transcript has 10 exons. Gene Ontology annotation, cellular component: nucleus.